GCUGCAUCAUCGCGAGAUUUGAUUCUCUGAUCGUUAUUUGAAAAAUGGCUUCGGAGGCGAGCGGCGCGUCUGUGAGUGAGAGAGAUACAGCAGAAGGAGAUACUUCAUUUGGAGAGCUGACCGCAAACAUGGAGACCGAGGCUUCCAGUGGUAAAGACACUAUGGACACGGCUGGUGACAGUUCAGAGGCGGCUGACACACAGACGGGUUCAGGAGACGAUGAAAGCGGGCGUCAGUUGGGUGAUGUGGAGCUGCAGUGUGCUCUCUGUAUGAAGUGGUUCACAGCGGACACAUUCAGCAUCGACACAGCAAAUUGUCUUCCAUUCAUGACCAACUACGUGUUCCAUUGCAAUUUGUGUCACCACAGUGGAAACACUUAUUUUCUGAGGAAACAAGCGAAUCUAAAAGAGAUGUGCCUCACCGCUUUGGCGAAUCUGACAUGGAGGUCCCGGAGUCAGGAGGAACAUCCCAAAACCAUGUUUCCUAAAGACAAGGACAUCAUACCCUUCAUUGACAAAUAUUGGGAGUGCAUGACGACCCGUCAAAGACCCGGCAAACUCACAUGGCCAAACAACAUUGUCAAGACCAUGAUUAAAGAGCGUGACGUGUUCCUGGUGAAAGAACAUCCAGACCCCGGCAGCAAAGACCCUGAGGAGGACUAUCCUAAAUUUGGCCUGCUUGAUCAGGAUCUGGGCAACAUUGGACCAUCAUACGACAACCAAAAGCAAGUGACAACAGUCACAGGAGCUGGAGGUUUGAACGGUGGAUCAACUUUUUCAGGUGGUCUUCCUCCAGCAGCUACAGGUAAAGGCAGAGGAGCCAAACGCAAACAACAACAGCAGCAGGACGGAGCUACUGCGGGAACAGCCAAAAGAACACGCAGUGACCCGUUGUUCUCCGCUCAGCGUCUGCCCCCUCACGGUUACCCCCUCGAGCACCCCUUUAACAAAGAUGGUUACCGCUACAUCUUAGCAGAGCCGGACCCUCACGCUCCCGAUCCCGAGAAACUGGAGCUGGACUGCUGGGCUGGAAAACCUAUCCCUGGAGAUCUGUACAGAGCAUGUCUGUAUGAGAGAGUCCUGCUGGCCCUCCACGACAGAGCUCCACAGCUGAAGAUCUCAGACGACCGCUUGACAGUAACCGGAGAGAAGGGUUAUUCCAUGGUCCGAGCAUCUCACGGGGUCCGAAAGGGGGCGUGGUAUUUCGAGGUCACUGUGGAUGAGAUGCCUCCUGACACUGCUGCUCGACUGGGCUGGUCUCAACCUUUAGGAAACCUUCAGGCUCCUCUGGGUUAUGAUAAAUUCAGCUACUCGUGGCGCAGUAAGAAAGGAACACGCUUCCAUCAGUCCAUAGGAAAGCAUUAUUCUGACAGCUAUGGUCAGGGCGACAUCUUGGGCUUUUACAUUGAACUGCCGGAUGGCACAGAGACCUCAAAGGCUUUGCCAGAUACCUACAAGGACAAAGCUCUGAUCAAAUUCAAAAGCUACCUGUACUUUGAAGAGAAAGACUACGUGGACAAAGCCGAGAAGAGUUUAAAACCAACGAGCCCCAGUCGAGUCAUUUUUUUCAAGAAUGGAGUGAGUCAGGGUGUGGCGUAUGAGAAUCUGUUCGAGGGGAUGUAUUACCCUGCCAUAUCCCUCUACAGGAGCUGCACGGUGUCUGUUCAUUUUGGACCACACUUCAAAUACCCACCGAAAGACAUCAAGUAUCAGCCGGUCAGUGAUAUGGGAUGGGGAGCUGUCACUGAACACACACUGGCAGAUAUGUUGUACCACGUUGAGACUGAAGUAGAUGGUCGACGCAGCCCUCCAUGGGAGGGAUAAACCUACCUGCUCCAUCCUGGUGACAACACGGACUGUCUUACAAAGAUGCCAAAUCAAUUUCCCAUACGUGUCGCUCAUAAAACACACAGCUAUUUAAAAAAUGUCACGCAAUAAUUUGUUUUCAUUCCAUACAGUCACACUUUGCCCAAACUUGGCCGAAGAUGCAAUUUUUUCCGGUCAUGACAUGCAGAACGCAUGACUCGUAUUUCAAUUUUCUAUAUGAAACCACAGCUGAAGUUGAUGUGAAUGGGAUGUCGUCACUGUCGUGGUCACACAUUUUGUUAAAGGGUGCUAGAUCUCCUCAUACUGCAGUUUUAUCUUUGUAUCUCACAGUAUUUUAUUUCCAGAAAAGAUUAGGAGUAAAGUGCAUUCUCGUGCGGUGUGUGUGUGUGCCGGUUCAAAUCUGAAAGUGUGACCUGGCAGUUUCCUCAUAGUUAUCAUGUGUCCCGUGCAGCCCGGAUGUUUUUCAAUUGUGUUUGUUUGUUAAUUGGUUCGUAGUUACUCAAAUAGGUGUAAAAUAUAAUUAUUUUAUCGCAAACCAUGUUUUAUACACUCUUGUUUUAAUAAAGACCUAAACAGCUCUGAGA
Messenger RNA from Triplophysa rosa, 2410 nucleotides. RefSeq names its product ash2 like, histone lysine methyltransferase complex subunit (gene ash2l). Lineage: Eukaryota; Metazoa; Chordata; Actinopteri; Cypriniformes; Nemacheilidae. Gene Ontology annotation, molecular function: protein binding; transcription cis-regulatory region binding. Bases 45 to 1823 code for a protein of 592 amino acids. Gene Ontology annotation, cellular component: Set1C/COMPASS complex. The record is from RefSeq and is a predicted model, not a curated record. The transcript is spliced from 17 exons.